GUGGGGGUGGGGGGCUGGCAUCUCUGCUCCUUCCUUGGUACAGACAAGGAUCCUGGGAAGGAAGGCGAUCUAUUCCCCGUGCAACCUCAUGCCCAUCAAAAGCGAAUUCUGUGGUGUGAAACCAGGUGGCGAAAAGGGAAAUGAGGCAAGUUAUCCGUUGGAAAUGUGCUCACACUUUGAUGCUGAUGAAAUUAAAAGGCUAGGAAAGAGAUUUAAGAAGCUCGAUUUGGACAAUUCGGGUUCUUUGAGUGUGGAGGAGUUCAUGUCUCUGCCUGAGUUACAACAGAAUCCUUUAGUACAGCGAGUAAUAGAUAUAUUUGACACAGAUGGGAAUGGAGAAGUAGACUUUAAAGAAUUCAUUGAGGGAGUCUCUCAGUUCAGUGUCAAAGGAGACAAGGAACAGAAGUUGAGGUUUGCUUUCCGUAUCUAUGACAUGGAUAAAGAUGGCUAUAUUUCCAAUGGGGAACUCUUCCAGGUGCUGAAGAUGAUGGUGGGGAACAAUCUGAAAGAUACACAGUUACAGCAGAUCGUAGACAAAACCAUAAUAAACGCAGAUAAGGAUGGAGACGGGCGAAUAUCCUUCGAGGAAUUCUGUGCCGUUGUAGGCGGCCUAGACAUCCACAAAAAGAUGGUGGUAGAUGUGUGACUCUUUUUUAAAGAGUACCACCCAACACUUUUGCUUUCUUCUCCAUCUCUGAAGAUCUGCUCAAGACGUCCAGCAAUGCUCUCUGUGUAUUUAAAUGGAAGUAUUUUUCUCUGUGAAGCCACAUUUUCCAACACGAGCCUCAUGAAGCCAACUAAGUGUUAUUGAACUCUUGUUCUCUCAAUAACUCAGUGUAGCACUUUAAAGUCUGAAGGACAGCAGCAUGGAAAGAGCAUAUCAAUGUGGUGAAGAAAGGGAAGGGGUUGGCUUUUUAAUUUAUUUUUCUUCAUCUUUUAUAACAAGAAAGUAUCUAUA
This is a messenger RNA of Canis lupus familiaris (dog), 958 nucleotides long. RefSeq names its product protein phosphatase 3 regulatory subunit B, alpha (gene PPP3R1). Gene Ontology annotation, molecular function: calcium ion binding; calcium-dependent protein serine/threonine phosphatase regulator activity. The coding region runs from base 89 to 646 and encodes 185 amino acids. NCBI's taxonomy places the organism in Eukaryota, Metazoa, Chordata, Mammalia, Carnivora, Canidae. The transcript has 6 exons. The record is from RefSeq and is a predicted model, not a curated record.